Python bivittatus (Burmese python) is the source of this 2699-nucleotide messenger RNA. RefSeq lists its product as uncharacterized. The record is from RefSeq and is a predicted model, not a curated record. NCBI's taxonomy places the organism in Eukaryota, Metazoa, Chordata, Lepidosauria, Squamata, Pythonidae.
GUUCUGGCCGCCAGAACGUGGCUCCAGUUUGUUUCUCUGGCAGAUCAGGUGGAAGUGGAAUGUCUAGGUAGCCUCGUAAAACUCAAGCUGAACAUGAGUAAUUUCCAGAACAAGUAUGUCAGUUUUGCUGCCCUUGAUCAGUUUGGCAGAGCUUGGUCGAUUGAUGAGGCCCAGGCUAUGAAAUGCGGCUAUACCAUCUUCCAGGAUGCUUGGGGGAACAUUGAGUUCCGGGCCUCCCUGAUUGGCUGCUAUACUCAGAUAGUGGAUGAUCAGCAGUUCACUCUAACCAUACAAAUCAAGGCAGCAACAGACCCAGGGAUGCACAAUGCGGCUUUGCUUAAUGUCCCCGUGAGUUGCUCAUACGGCCCGUGGCAGCCCAGGGAAAUUGUCUGUGAGACAAACUAUAUGGAGGUCUCUGUGAGAAGGAAUGUUCCACCAAUCUCAAAGGACAUUCUUCAAGAUCAGCCUGAAGACUGGGCAUCUGCUUUUGCAGAGGCCAAAACUGGAGCUCCCUCCGUCUGGCACAUAGUCUUUCACAUGGACUCUGGGGAGAAGUCCAUGCUGGUUGAAGAAGCUCAAGCUGCCGGUUAUGGGAUCAACAUGACAGACACCAGGAUUGUGUUGAGAGCUCCCUACAAUGCCUCUCAAGCUCAGAAAGUGGAAAUCAGUGGGGUCCCUUUUUCUUCUGUGAGAUCCAGUACCUACUACAAGCAGCGUUGGAUGCUCCUGAUGGUGGACACUGCAGUGGCCUGUCCUAUAGAUGGUGUAACCUAUACAAAAGAAACAAUCACUUGGACCAUCCCAAAGAGAGUUUCUCCUCUUCUAAUUGGAGUUGAUACACUCAAAGAAUUGCGAAUAGAGAUGGGUGUCAACCUAUACAAACUGUCAACACAGGAUAUAAAGAGCCGAGGUUACAUCCUGGCCAGUAACAAGGAAGCCAUUAUAGUAAAGAUACCCAUUGGUGCACUGGGUGGUAACUACAAGAGUCACGUAGUUGAUGGAAAAUUGAUGAUCACCUACAGAAUCAACACCUUUGUGGAGCAUUUGUGGGAAGAUGAUAAGAGAGGUAUUACAAAGCAUCUUAUCCUGAAGAAGAUCAGCACGCCUCUGCAGCUUGUACCCAUCAGGAUUACAGACUAUACAAAAAUAAAUCUCUGGCUCUUCAAUGCAACAGUUGGAUCCUUCUUGCCAGAUGUAGACCUGGUUGGUGUGACAGUGGGUAAUUCAGGGCCCUUGACAUUGCCUGAGGCUGAGAAAUGGAGCUGUAAGAUCCUUGAAAUCAAACAGCCUAACGGCAGCAAAGAUUAUCUUGUGCAAAUCCCGUUUGAUGCUCCUGGAGUUGAGAAGGAGUAUGUGCCAGAUCACUUCCGAAAUUAUACCACCAACCCUGUAUUGCUAUUCAGGGUGAUUCCUCAGGCAGAAACCUUUGAAGUCCCAGUCCCUCUGUCUGCCUUGGUGAAGGAUGCAGUGCUGCCACAUGCGGAAGGGUUCUGUGAUGAUGAAGCCCUCUAUUUAGUGGUGAAACGUGGCAACGUGGACGAGAAUUGGUUGCCCUUUGUGGGGAACACACCCUUAACUCAGGAGACAACACAGACUCUUGGCUAUGGGUUGCAGGACAAUAGAACUCACCUGGCCCUGAGGGUGCCAAGGUUCGCCCCUCACGUGUUCCUUGAGGAAAUAAACUCCUUUGGGAUUGUGACCACCUUCCAGUUGCAAUUUAAGGACCAUCUCAGUCAAACUGAAAUGAUUGAAUUCACCAUUUCCUGCAGCUUCUCUCCAAACAAUCUAAUUGAGUGCCAGCCUAAUGGCACAGUGGUAGUGUCUGCUCUGAAGUUGGUUGGCAUGCCAGACCUGGAGCCCUCGACUUUAGUGCUGAGAGACAAACGCUGUAGGCCAGCUUCUGUGACAAAGGCAGGAGCAGUCUUUCUCUUCAAUGUAACCUCUUGUGGCACAACUCGCAAGUUUGAAAAUGGCAUCAUGACUUAUGAAAAUGUGGUCCUGUACUUCCUCCCAGGCCAAGCAAUACCUGUGUAUCAGUUGAAAUGUGCUUGCCAGUACUUCAUUGGGAAGAUGCUGCUGUUUCAGUAUAGCCCUGCACAAGCACCAUCACCAAGCAUCCUGCCUGGGACUGGGCAGCUGGAACUUGCCCUUAAACUGGCCAGAGACCAGUCCUACAGGGAUUUCUACCUCAACUCUGAGUAUCCCAUAAGUCGCUACCUUCGAGAGCCUCUCUACUUCCAGGUAGAGCUUCUCCACAGUCAAGACCCACAGCUGGAGUUGUUCCUGGAGGACUGCUGGGCCACUGCAUCACCCGACAGGAAGAGUUUCCCACAAUGGGACAUAGUGGUUGACAGUUGUGAGAAUACGGCAGAUACACAUCAGACAAUAUUCCAUGACGUCCCCAACACUUCUGUCCCAUUCCCUACACAUCUGAAGCGCUUUGAAGUGAAAAUGUUUACAUUUGUGGUGAACAGCCAAGCUGUUCAAGGGCAGAUCUAUUUCCACUGUAGUGCAGUAAUCUGCGACUCCAUCCAGCCAUCUUCCGAUGCCCUUUGCACCAGGUUCUGCAUUCCCAGAAGGCAAAGAGCAGGCCGGAGCAUUGAUUCCUCGAAUGAUAUCCAGGGAUAUGUUUCAUCUGGAGCAAUUGUGAUAGGAAGGAGGAAUGAUCCCUAAACAUCUUAUAAAAAGACUUGAAUGGU